Messenger RNA from Aspergillus glaucus CBS 516.65, 1287 nucleotides. RefSeq lists its product as uncharacterized. Lineage: Eukaryota; Fungi; Ascomycota; Eurotiomycetes; Eurotiales; Aspergillaceae. The record is from RefSeq and is a predicted model, not a curated record. Gene Ontology annotation, molecular function: transmembrane transporter activity. The transcript is spliced from 3 exons. Gene Ontology annotation, biological process: transmembrane transport. Bases 1 to 1287 code for a protein of 428 amino acids.
AUGCCCGAAUCAAUCCCGCGUGCACAACUGCAGGAUAACGAAGACCCCUGCGAACCAGAUCCAACACCAAAUGGUGCCGAUAUUUCGAAAGAAGGGGGGUAUGACUGGGUAUGCGUAGCAGGUACCUUCCUGUUGAAUGCUCAUACAUGGGGCAUUAAUAGUGCUUAUGGCGUGUUCCUCUCUUUCUAUCUCUCCAGCAACAUAUUCCCUGGUACUACAGCUCUUGAGUAUGCAUUCAUUGGUGGUUUAAGUAUUUCCUGCGCCAUGCUGGUAUCUCCUAUUGCAACAUAUAUCAGCCAGAAAGUCUCUACCCGCCUUGUCUUAAAUAUCGGCACAACACUGGAAACACUGUCUCUGAUCACAACAUCAUUUGUCUCAAAAAAUUGGCAGUUAUUCCUCUCCCAAGGAGCAUGCUUUGGGUUUGGUAUGGGUUUCUGCUUCAUUGGAUCUGUUGGGAUUGUGUCUCAAUGGUUUGACAGAAGGCGAAGCUUGGUCAAUGGUAUUGUGGCCUCAGGCUCUGGUGUUGGAGGGCUUGUUUAUUCGCUUGCAACGGGGAAAAUGAUUCUUAGCUUGGGCUUUCCAUGGGCAGUGCGUGUUACCGGAAUUCUGUGCUUCUCAGUGAAUAUCAUCUCAGGAAACCUCCUCCGACAACGUUCUAAGCCCAGUAAAAAAGGCGCUGUUUUUCAUCUAUCACUUCUUAUGCGACUGGAAUACAUUUUGUUUCUGGAAUGGGGAUUUCUAAGUGCAAUGGGCUAUUUUGCCUUGUUCAGUAUGUCAAGUUAUACUGUUGCCAUUGGACACACGCAGAGCCAGGGAAGUCUUGCAAGCGCGCUGCUGAACCUGGGACAAGCAAUUGGUCGUGCAUUAAUAGGUCUGCUCAGUGAUCACUUUGGCCGUGUUGCAGUGCCCUUUGUUGCCACCUUCCUCACAGGCCUAUUUUCACUGGUGAUUUGGAUUUUUGCAAAAUCUCUGGGAGUGAUUCAUUUCUUCUCUAUGAUAACAGGUCUCUUUGCAGGAACAUUAUGGGCUGCGGCAGCUCCUAUGGGCACUGAGGUUGUUGGCCUACCAGAUCUCCCAAGUGCGUUGGGGAUUCUAUGGCUUGUGCUUACUCCUCCAACAGCAGUGGCCGAAGCCAUUGCUGUCCAGCUUCGGGGUAGUCAAGCAGACAAUCGACCUUAUCUUCGGGUACAGAUCUUCAUAGGAAUUAUUUAUAUCGGUGCGGCUUUGUGUUUGGUCCCGAUGCGGAUACUCUUGAACCGGAAAAGGACAGGUUCGAAAACAGGAUGA